UUUUAUUUUACUACAUACUUCCACUCUUCUAGCCCAACCCAAAGAGGGAAUUCUUCCACCCCCAACCUAGUCGACGACCUGCUGGGCACAUAACCGCCGGGAGGAUCCACAAGACUUGCUCGCCCUGUUAUAACCGCUGUCCGUUGCCCUGCCUGUGUCCAAAACCAACCCUGUUAGUCGCCCUGCCCUGUCACAGUCGCAAAGUGUCGCGCUGUUGCUGUCACUGUCGACGACCAUCCCGUCUCCGUCCCAGCCGUCCUCGUGCCCGACGGGACUCCAGUCCCGUUCCUUGCCCUUCGCCUGCUUCAGUUAGGUUGGGUCUUUCGGAUCGUACUCUCCCCCUGAGGAUCCAUCCAGCUAAGCCUCGGAGAGCCAUAUCGACCAGGGCCAUCAGGGCAUGGUGUGGUGUCAGAACUUUUCCUAGCGACCGAUCAGCAUUCCUUUCCUCUUGCAGCUUGGUUCUGAUUCACCUUGCGUGCCUGGUUUGAGGCGAGACCAUCAACAGCUCCGCGUCCCUGUCACCAGGGCAAGGCAAGGCAAGGCAAGGCAAGGACCAUUAGGUCGUUGAGCCCUCUUGACUCUCUUCACUUCAGGCCGUCAAGUCCCGACUCAACUCCAGGAAUAAGCCAAAGACCAUAACCAUCAGGGCAACGAAACUCCGGGCUCGCUGUCCGUCAUCUAGACAUCCAUUGCGUAUUCUCGACUGGACCUCACAGCUGGCGAUCAACCUUGCCUACACUACCCCCCUCUCCUCGGGUGCGGACCUCUAUCCCUGCUCACUUGUUAGAUCGUCUCUGGGUUUGCGACAUCAACCACGCACGGCCAGGGCUCGCCUUGUUCCCGUUCCCAAGACAAAUAUACCUACAUAUCCUUUUCUUAGUCUUCAUGAAAACAUGAACUGUUGUACCCAUCUUUGAUACCCCAAAACAAGAAACGUUCCAAGCCGAAGGUGGUCCAGCUCCCAUCCGUUGAUAUCUCAUCCAAUAUCUUAGCGCCUUGUCGAGCCGAACCGAGCACCCCCGUCGCUGUUAUUGGAACGCCAACCUCCGCCGUCGUCGGUAGUACAUGGUCGACCACUUGGACCCUAUAUUGCAUGGCCCCAUUAUGAUAUCCAUGCAGCGCUCUCUUUCUUCGCCCACCAACGUUCAAUCGUCGCUGCGUAUGUUGGGGAAACCAGAGGAUCAUUCCCCAAGGUUGAGCUCUCGAGUCCCGUUGCGCUAACCCACGUCCUUCUCACGAGUAGCUCCAUCCCCAGACCAGUCUCCUCCGGCAACGUCGAGGUCGCCAAUUUCGCCACCUUCGGAGAGUCAUGUGGACGCCCUGCACUCACGAGCACAUCGAACCAAGAGCCCGUCUCGCGCGGCCAAAGACGCAAACAUGAGCCGCCGUAACGACGACCUGUCUAGGCGCGGACCUGGUCUGCAGAUGCCUACCACUCUUCCCAUCCGUCCCAUGCCCACGAUCGACCAGGGCACAGAGCCGUCGCCAGCCCCUACUCCCAAGGACUCAUCCGACAGUCUCAACACCAAUAUUGCAACCGCCUCUUUGUCCUUGCCGGAUGAGAAACCAGCCAAGCUCAAGUUCCCGCGGCCGUUGUUGUCUGAUGUUUCACUUUAUACCCAGCCCUUUUGGAGCCCAGAAAGUGAAGGAACAACCUUGGAGGAACUGGCCCAUGUUGUUCGCCUGUCCAAGUACCAGGAGCGCAAGCGCGCAAACACAAGGAUUCGCCUGCAAAGGAACCUUAUUUCGACGGCACUUUCUGCCCGUCUCAUGAGGUCUGGUGAGAUGGCCCAUCGCAGCCUGGUGGAUUGCUUCCGUGGAGACGACAAAAAGACGUUUGCAUCCUUGUACAAUGCAAUCAUCGACGUCCGCAAGAGUUGCGACGAAACCCGUCGAUAUGCGAUGCUCGAGCCCGAUAUGGAAUUGGCGCAGGCGCCAGGUCUCACGUCAACCGACAGCGUUGACACACCCACGGGAUCAAUUGCGGGCACCACCCCAGCACCAGGGACUGUUCCAUGCUUCCUCAACGAGCUGUCUUCUGAGUCGCGAGAGGCUUUGUUGGGUGUUCUAAACCAAAUCAGAACGAAUCCCGACUAUCUGGCAACAAGAAUCAGUUCCUUGAAAAGCACCGAACUGGCGGCGCUGACAAAGUUCCAUCAGACCAUGGAGCCAAUUGAGUCGGUCCUUCCGUAUCACAGCCGACCAGCUGGUCGUGGUACUUCGGCUAUGUCGGGCUCUUCGAGUGCUGUCGGUUCUACCUUCAGUAGCUCCUCGAGCGCAGUGGGCGCCAAUCGGCAGUCGGCUCAGGAAAGAAGCGCCAUCGAGCGGCUUUUAUCCUUCCAGAGACACGAUCCCAUGUCGGCCUUGGUAUACACUUGCUUUGCUAACUCUGCAGGUCCCGACAGCGCCGAGGACCAGCGCAGGACGGCCAUCUGGGCGAACGUCUGCGCUCGGUUGAUUUCCAACCCGGCCACUGGCAGUGAACAGACUGUCAUGUCUAUCUGCAAUGUUUGGGUUUCCAUGCGCGGCUGGUCCGGAAAAUCCAACAUGGAAUGGUAUCUUAUGAAGAUCCUGGAGGAAGGAGCCUUUCUGCUCGACCGAGCCGAAGACCAACAUGGAACCCGGUUCAAUAUAUCGGAUUGGAGUUCCAAGGAUCAGAUUGCCGCGGAGGAAUUUUAUGCCAAAGCUGUGGAUGAGCUGUUCGAGGUCAUUGACGAUGAAGACAACACCGGUAUCCCCGAGGGACUUAUCGAGCUAGGGAACGAAAUCAUCAAAUGCCUGGAAAAGAAAUACCUCGAAGCGACCCGCAAGUGGCUUGUGGCCAAGUUCUUGUUUUCCACCUGGCUGCUCGGAGUCAUCAUCCACCCAGAGGCCUAUGGGAUGAUGGCGGACUAUCACAUCACUGAAUAUGGGCGACAGAAGAUUCUCAAAUCCGUUGCCAUGAAUGCACAAAAACUCGUUAUUGACAUGCUCCAUAGCAAAACCCCGGUGUCGAUCCCACCCAAGAUCCGAGGGCACAUUGAGAACAUACAGAACCGGUUUAGAAACACAAAGUAUCAGCCCAAGACCCGCCUCUUGCCCGCUCGAUCCAUCACGUCCCUUCGAGAAACAGCAGAAGUUCAUCCGUAUCUGGUCGUUAGCCCUGCCGAUUUCGCUACCAUUGCCAACGCCCUCUUCCCAGAUCGAAGACCAGCCUCAGUUCACUCUGGAGGCCGCCGUUCUGGGGCGCCGUCUGUGUCCAACUUCUCUGUGGUAUCUCAGCCCAUGUCUGUGAGGACAGCCCCUAGCACGCAGUUCGACGCCUUGUCAAUUGUCAGCACCAGUGCCGGCUCGAUAACCAGCGAUAUAACAACAUCCCGCGAGCCCCUUCUCGAGGAAGGGCCCGGUUACUCUCCUCCGGCUUCAAGCGCCCCAAGUUCUUCGGUCAACUACGAGGAUGACGGGUACCGUCUUCGUCUCGCCUUGCAUGAAAUGUCUCAGGUCCUCGGACAGGACGUCUUAAACGGCUCCUGCCACCCUUGCGCCGAGCGCUGGGCGGUUUUGUUUAUCUCUGGCAACGGCAGCCAACUUUCAACGCACAUGACCUUCGAUCCCGAUGAUGAGGUCGAUGAAGAGGCCACUACCUCUAACACAGAUAGCGAAACUGACGAGACUGACAACGAACGGCCGACACUGUACCACGAUUAUCACCAACUCCGAGACGCGAUCCUGAAGUUGGUUCAGGAAUAUGAGAUUCCUCAAAAUCUGGAGAGCAGUGGCAUGCGAAAGCAAACUUUUAGCAACCGAGCGUCGACACUCAAGAAAUACAGGUCCAAAAACCGGAUGGCCAACAAUAUGGGCAGCCGGAAUCCAUACAAUAGCUGUCGUUCACGAGACCCGAGUGUUACCAGCAGUCUGUCUGACACUUCCAGCCGGGGAAAUGGCAAGGGGAAAGAGUUACCAGAGGCCGCGGAACCCACGUCACUCCUUAUCGCCAUGCUAACAGCCGCAUCCUCCCAAUCACGAGCACAAUCUGAUUUCGUUAACGCCCACCUUUACUGGAGGACACUCCAACAGCUAAACGCCCUUACAUCCGAGUCUCUGCGCAAGGAUGGGUUCUCAACAUUGCUCAACAUCUUCUCCCGUGGCCCACGAGACUCGAUCCGCAAGUCCGCCGCCGCUAUUGAAGAAUACGAUGCAUGGCUUAUCUGGCUGAAGCAGAGCCAGGAGCGCGCCGAGGGUCUUAUCGAUUCAAUGAUGCGCCGGCUGCGUGCCCUUCGUAACAAGAUGUGGUACGUUACCGAUGUACGCAACUCCGCACCUUAUGACGAAUCACGAAAUGUUGCAGUCGCCCUCAAAACCAUGGGCAUGCCUCACCGUUGGAGUUCGUUCCAGCGAGUCAAAAGCAGGAUGCAACGUGGCCCAGCCUCCAGCUACCUCUUCAAGACCGAAUCCCAGAUCUUGGAUAUCCUCGCGGCGCCCGAAGAGCAAGGUGGACCCAACAAGCUCCGUGACGAGCAGGCAGAGAAAACCGCCAGAUGGCUGCAACAGUAUGAGGUUGAAAACUUCUGUUGCGGGGAGGAGAGAAUCCAUCGCUUCUGCUGUGAGGUUGACAGCUGUAUCAACAAACUGCUCGGUGACAGUAUCGUCGACGGGCCGGUUCUAUGGUCCAGUGAACUCUUCACGCGGGAUAGGCGAAAUCUUGAGAGUAAGCAGGUCAACCGCCGUGACCGAGACUUGGACACCCAGUCAGUCUCGUGGGAUGACUCCAUCAGUGUUAUUAGCGAACCUGAAAGGAGAUUUACCCCGGGAAUUCGGGGCCGAUCAUCCAACACCAACCUGCGAGCUCUGUCUGGUCAUAAUUUGAGUCAGCUGUCCUUCGAUUCUAGCCGCUUCAGCUACUCACGAGCUAGCACGGCAAUAUCCGAACUUGACGGCUCGGACUACUUCGGUGCAUCAUCCCCGGUGCAUCAGAUCGAUUCUCGGGAGACGUUCUGGUCACCCUUCCACCGCCGGCCUACAUCCCCGAGUACCGUUACGUCCAGGGCUCAGUCGCCAACCACGAGCAUAACUAACUUCUCUGGCUCCUUCAACCCUCCCAAUCAUCACACUCUCCCGUCUAACUCCCAGCACUCGAUAGGUCGGUCUGGCGCCUCAGUGUCAUCUUCCAGUGAAACUGUCUUCCAGCAGCGCCAGUCAGAGGAGAAGGCUCGCUUCCUCGGCGAACUCCGCCAGACGCUUACCAGUCUUAUUCUCUCCGAUCUCGGUAACCUGGUAUUCUCUCGCGGUUCGGAAACGGACGCGUGGUUUGAAGGUCUAGGUCAGGAUUGUAUUGAUCGCCGAGAAGCCAUUCAGCGCCGCAACCGUGAGGCCCUGGGCAAGGAGAAGCGCAAGUCCGCCGGCAAGGGUGGCCUCAAGCAGCGGAUCCUUGAAAGGAAGAAGAGCUACACCGACCUCCGCGAUGGAGUAAGCGAAAAGGGAGCACCCGAGACACAAAAUCCUGUUGCCGAGGCAGGUGGCUCGGGCAGUGUUCACGGAAACGAGAAUACUACCCCUAACGAGCCCUUAUCCGGACAGCGGUCCAACCGCGACGGAAAGAAGGAAGCAAUGCCUGAUUUCCCAUUCAUGAAGUCCUACCAGAGACUCUUGCGGAUGUUCUGCGUGCAUCCCAACCCAUAUGUUAAGCUUAAUGCCCUUCAUGAGCUCCAACACUUGAUCAGCGCAUCCCUGAAUUCGGGAUCCCGGCGCUCUCGAUUGGCCUGGGCGCGGUCUGAUCCCGGCUCUGCAUCUUCGACCACCGAGGAGCACGGGGCCCAAACCCGAUCGCAGCCUAUCGACGACGCGAUUGACAGCUUCAAGGAGCGGCGUUCUCACGCGCUCAUGCAAGCUCCAGCCUUUUCAGGCAGUCAUGGGCAUAGUGGUAGAGUGCCGGGCGGCGGACGAGAAGCCGACACGCGCUCAGUUGUGUCGGUGUACCCUGCCAACACGGAUGCCAUCGCCAAUGUCCUACAGAAGCUCUUCCGUGAUUCAUCUAUGCGUCCCAAAACACUCUUCCGCGACUUGCAAUUCAUCGCCGCCUUUGUCUCUCCCACCAUGCUUGACAAGACAGAACGAGGCAAAGCAUUCUGGGACGCCGGACUUGCCGCACUCAGUCUCAAGCAAGAAGUCUGCCGGACAAUGGUCGAAGUCGCAGACGAGGUAGUUAAGAACUUCACCACGACUCGCAACGACGCAUACGACCACCGGGCUGGCAGCGGAGCAGGAGAAGAGCCAAGCGGCACGCAAACACCCACAGCCGACAAUCCAUCGUCCCCGUUCAACUCGCCGCCAUCCCCGCUUCCUCUCACCACUCACUCUCUCGCCGACGCUGCACGCAUGUGGACCAUCACGGCCAAGGAAGGCGAUCCCACUGCGCAGCGCGAGCUGGCUAUUUUUUACUUGUCCAACCCUGAGCUGGUCGAGCGGACCACUCUGCCGCUGAGCAAGCCCCGGGAGGUAUUCAAGCAAGCUGUUAUUGACAAGUACGGUGGCGGUGGUGGAAGAUCAGGUGCCGGUGGAAGCAGUUCGGAUGAGAGCGCCAGAUUUGCAGGAAUGGGAAUGGGCGAUGUCAGGAGCGACCCGGCAUUGAUGUGCUUGGCUAUCCACUGGAUGGGAGCAGCAGAGAGUGGAGGGGAUGAGUUGGCGAAGACUUUUAUGGCGCAGCAAAUGCGUUGAUGUUUUGACUCCGGGGACGGAGUAAGUCGAGAGGCAUGGGCUUCAACGCCUUGGGCCGCAUAGCUAACGUGGUUCGUGUGAGUGUGUGUAUGCGUGUGCUUGUUGGACAACGGCUGGUCACUUCUGGAAAGUUUCGUCCGGCUUGCUGUAGUUGUUGCUUUUCUCUGUCCUCCUGGGUUGAUCAUUUGAAAUCUCUUUGCCGCUACUGCUUUUGGAGGCUCCCUUUUUGUUUUGCUUAUACCAUCGCCGAUAUGCCAGGCAGGUCUUACAUACCACCAUGUACACUCACCACAGUCAUGUUUUCUCUCUUCUUUUCUGGAUGAAGGUCAGCGUUCAAC
This is a messenger RNA of Neurospora crassa OR74A, 7031 nucleotides long. RefSeq lists its product as uncharacterized. Bases 1378 to 6693 code for a protein of 1771 amino acids. The record is from RefSeq and is a predicted model, not a curated record. NCBI's taxonomy places the organism in Eukaryota, Fungi, Ascomycota, Sordariomycetes, Sordariales, Sordariaceae. The transcript has a single exon.